UAUCACUCGUGGAGUAGGAAGUACAUUGCAAGCAAGACUGCUGUGUACACAUGAGGUGUUUUCUCUUCGGUCCAAAACGUGAGCGCCACAAAGUACUUUUUGAAAAUGAUUUAAACACUGGACGUCAGCUGCAUCUGGCUCUGGACUUCCUGUACUGAUGGGAUGGACUCUGACUCGAAAUGAAUGAAGUUGCAACAAGACUUAUAGCCAUAGUUUGAGGGGGGGGGGAAAGGCUGAAGAAGGAAGUGUGGAAGAGUGUUAUUGAAGCUACUUGGAUGCCAUUUGGACCGCUCCACCUUAAUGGCCUUGGCCACAAGCCAGCUCUAGAGAGAGGCUUUUAUGAGCGACUUUUGAAAUUCUCCUAAACGCACACUCAUACGCACUUCUCAUGGAAGACAAAAAAUCGAUGAUUGGCACCCUGCGACAAAAAGUCAAACUCUUUCGAUACUCGAGGGUGGGCAGUGACAAAAACCCCAACAAGCCAGACGUGAGGGAGGAGCGCUUGCUGGACCAGCGAAUGGGCGAUUCUGUAUUGGACGUCCUGCAGUGCACUCGGACAUCCACCCUCAAAAGUCCCUCCAACAAGCAGCAAGCUGAUGUCCGGCCUUCCUCUGCCUGCUACAGCAGCCCACCCACCCCCCUCAACCUGUCACUGACUAAGAGAGGGGGCGGUACUGGGCUCGCUGAUUCGCUGACCAUGCUGGUGGAUUCAACAGGUUGGCCGUCGCAGGACUCAGUCACAGAUGGCCUGUAUGAGAAGCAGAACUUCUCAGAGGCUACAGAAGAGACGGAGCAGGUGCUGCAGAUGAGGGACCCACCAUCAGAGAGCUUGACAGAGAAGCCGCACUUCGACAGAAAUGGUUCAAAAACGUCUGCCAUACAUGACAGUGAGCAUAAUAAUAUUGUGGAUAUGGGGUCAGAGAUACCUGGAGUGAGUGAGAAUCAGAGGGAAGCUCCGAAAAUGUACCUGCUCACUAUAUGUCUAAAAGAGGGACGUGGACUGGUCAUUAGAGACCGCUGUGGCACAAGUGAUCCAUAUGUGAAAUUCAAACUGGAUGGGAAGACUUUAUAUAAAAGCAAAGUGGUUUAUAAGAAUCUCAACCCUACAUGGAAUGAGUCCUUCUCUUUCCCAAUCCGCAACCUUGACCAGAAACUCUUCAUCAAGGUUUACGAUCGAGAUCUGACAACGGAUGACUUCAUGGGGUCCUGCGGAAUUGUCCUCGGUAAACUAGAACUUGAAAAGAGCAGUGAGAUGGUACUACCACUUGAUGACCCCAACAGCUUAGAGGAUGAUAUGGGUGUCAUUGUAAUUGAUAUCUGUUUAUCUGUGAGAGAUGGCAUAAACAAAAAACAUAGGUUGCUGCAGAAGAAAAGAAAAAGCUUUACGGGAAGUACAACAGAGCAUAACAGACGUCUUGCAGAGUCUCUGAAGAAAAGUCAGCUGUGGACUGGUGUCUUCACCAUCACCCUGGUUGAGGGGCGGGAUUUACCAGUGGACGGACAGGGAGACGUGUUUGUUCGCUUCAGACUUGGUGAUCAGAAAUAUAAAAGCAAGAGCCAGGUUAAGAAGGUCAACACACAGUGGAGAGAAAAGUUUGACUUCAACCAGUUCCCUGAUGGAUCAAGUCUUCUGGAGAUUGAAGUCGUGGGGAAAGAGGGACGAAGAUAUGAGGACUGUUAUGGACAGUGUGAGGUGGACUUGUCAGGGUUGCCAUUGAACAAGGCCACUCUGUUUACGCCUGAGCUGGACCUGAGCCGAGGCAAAGUGGUGUUCCUCGUUACUCCAACUCCUUGCAAUGGAGUUUCUAUCACAGAUCUCGUUGUGCCGCCACUGGAAGAGCCUCACGAGAGAGACAACAUGUUGGUUAAAUACGGUUUCAAGAACUCCUUGAAAGACAUGAGAGAUGUUGGUCUUCUUCAGGUUAAAGUGAUCAAGGCCACUGACCUCAUGGCUGCUGAUCUGAAUGGAAAGAGCGAUCCAUUUUGCAUCUUGGAAUUGGGAAACAACAGGCUGCAGACCCACACAGUAUACAAAACCCUCAACCCUGAGUGGAAUAAAGUAUUUACGUUACCAGUAAAGGACAUUCAUGAAGUUCUGGAAGUGACUGUGUUUGAUGAGGAUGGAGACAAACCUCCAGACUUCUUGGGGAAGGUGGCCAUUCCUUUACUCUCUAUACAUAAUGGGCAGCAGGUUGCUUGUCCUCUGAGGAAAGAGAAUUUGGGAGGACUAUCUAAAGGAACCAUAUUACUGGAGCUUGAAGUUAUCUUCAAUUCUGUCAAAGCAAGUAUCAGGACCUUCACGCCUAGAGAACAGAAGUUUCUUGAGGACAAUGCCAAAUUUUCUAAGAAGGUUCUUGCCAGGAACGUUCUUCGUGUGAGGAACCUUUAUCGUGCUGUGUGCCACGUUAACCAGUUUAUCAAAAGCUGUUUCCAGUGGGAAAGUGUGCAGAGGAGUAUCAUAGCAUUUCUGGUCUUUGUAAUUACAGUGUGGUACUGGGAGUUCUACAUGCUGCCUCUCUACAUGGUUCUGCUCAUCGCAUGGAAUUAUCUGCAAAUCGCCUCUGACAGAGUCAGCAAAGAUCUAGACACCAUGGAGCUAUAUGAAGAUGAAGAUGAGGAUGAAAAGGAAUCUGAAAGGAAAGGUCUGAUGGAGAAAAUCCACAUGGUUCAGGAUAUUGUCAUUGCGGUUCAGAACCUUCUGGAACAGAUUGCAUGCUUCGGUGAAAGAAUAAAGAAUACAUUUAACUGGUCAGUGCCUUUCCUGACAAAUCUGGCCUUCCUGGUUCUCAUCAUGGCCACAGUCAUUACGUACUUCAUUCCAAUACGCUACAUUAUUUUACUAUGGGGUAUACAUAAAUUCACAAAGAAACUACGGAAUCCAUACGCCAUUGAUAACAGUGAGGUUAUGGACUUCCUCUCCAGAGUGCCUUCAGAUGUUCAAAUGGCACAGUUCACAGAGCUGAGCAGCUGUAGUGUACACAAUCCUUCCAGGAGAAGAAGGGCAUCUCCCUAGACAUUAGAAUGAGAACGGCUGGUCUCCUGAGAACAUUCUGUGUAAAAAAAACCUUUGGAGUUGCAUUCGAGGAACACGUCGGGAUUGUUCAGAACUUUAUAAAAAUUGGAUUGCAGCUGAUCUGCUUAUUUUAGUGCAAAUUAUAUUCUGUUUGAGUGAAUAGAUUUCAUCCCUGCUGGUGGUUCAGAUAUCAUGAGAUGGUUCUGGCAUUACCACUGGGCCUUGCUUGAGGAAGGUGCACCUGACAUAAUUACAUAUUAUAAACACUCUAUACAGAGGUAUCUCUGGUCAGCCUUUUGCAUUCAGGGAUGAAGAAAUGUGACUAAGAUAAAUGGAAUUGUUAAAGCCAUCUUGGAAUAGAGUUGUCAUACACUGGGCCUUAAACAUUCAUCUACUGUAUAUAUUGGCAGUGCCUGAAUGUCACAUGUAAGAGUGCAAUACAGUAGUGCUUUACUAUUUUAGAUAUCUCUUUAUGCAUUCCUUUUAUUUUUUCUCAAUGUUUUAUUAUUUUUACUUGUAAAAUUGUUUUUUCAAGGAUAAUACCAGUUUGUACAGUCUCAUUUAAUGGGAGCCACUUAUUUUUGUUGAAUGCAUAUGAAUACAAAAUUGCACUCAUAGUGUAACAUACGAUAUUUAUAUGUGGUUUAGUUUUCACACUCCUUUUUAUUUUGUCAUCAGUUGGUGAAAAGUGCCUUUGACAAACAUUUGGUUAAUUAUACUUAUUUCCAACUACACUCCUUUUACAGUUGAUCUUUUUUGUGCAAUACAAGGUUAUAGAUACAUAGUUUUAUAACUCAAGGGUGGUAAUUGUAGAAAAGAGAAAAUGCACAUUGUACUUUUUUAAUUAGUAUUUUCCAGUGUUCCAAAUCUCUUUAUUAGAUGGAUAUUGUACUGUAAGUAGAGACUGAGAAGUUUCUUGUUGAUAUUGUGUUCAAUCUGCACAAUGCAAACAUGCAAUCAUGAUAAUUUUGCAGUAAACAUCUUUUCUAUUUGUUGACAGAGAUGCUUUGGUGUUUAU
Messenger RNA from Xyrauchen texanus (razorback sucker), 4031 nucleotides. RefSeq names its product multiple C2 domains, transmembrane 2b (gene mctp2b). Bases 389 to 3013 code for a protein of 874 amino acids. Gene Ontology annotation, cellular component: synaptic vesicle membrane. The record is from RefSeq and is a predicted model, not a curated record. Gene Ontology annotation, molecular function: calcium ion binding. NCBI's taxonomy places the organism in Eukaryota, Metazoa, Chordata, Actinopteri, Cypriniformes, Catostomidae. Gene Ontology annotation, biological process: regulation of neurotransmitter secretion. The transcript has 24 exons.